GCCGGGGCAGUGGUGGCUCACGUUUGCAGCCACUACUGUGGCACUGGGGUUAGGUACGGCUCCUUAGAGCUAUAAUGGUGGAGUUGCGGCUUACCACACAAUGCAGUGCAUUACUACUUACCCGGCUGCCCGGGGUCAUAUCACAGUCCAUCCCGCAUAUGGGAAGGAUGGAGCUGCCCUGUGUGGUCUAGAGCUCCUCCUUAUAACUGUGACCGGUAGGUGGCUCUUGUGCGACGGUCCCUGGCUGCAGUGUCCUUCCACUGACUGGAGCAGGAGAGUCACUGACCGUCAUGGCACAGCACCCGCUGCACAGUGCGGAGCCAGACCUCUACCGGGACACGUGGGUCCGGUACCUGGGCUAUGCCAAUGAAGUUGGUGAAUCAUUUCGUGCCCUGGUACCUAAAGCUCUUGUUUGGGCAACAUAUGGUGUAGCCACAGCCUAUGUAACUGCAGAUGCAGCAGAUAAAGGGCGCAAAGCAGCUCAGGCAAACACUGAUGGUCCAGGUCGGACAGCAGAUAUCACGGUGGCUGUGGUAGAUACCUUUGUGUGGCAAGCUCUUGCAUCUGUGGCCAUUCCUGGAUUUACCAUCAACCGGCUAUGUGCUGCUUCUCUUUACUUGAUGGGACGUGUCACCCGCUGGCCGCUCCCAGUACGCAAGUGGGCUACGACUGCAAUAGGACUCAGCGCUAUUCCUGUCAUUAUAACACCAAUAGACAGAUCAGUGGACUUGUUGCUGGACUCAAGCCUUCGGAAACUCUAUCAUACACAUGACAAGAAGCCGGCUGAGUCUCGGCCUACUUAAUGCAUCAUUGCUUCUGAAUAUCAAGAAUUAACCAGAGGAGGAUUUCAAGAUCAAGUGCCGCACUGGACAGGACUAUUCCUACUAUCCAGUUUCUGAACUAUGCAACAAUAAAGCCAACAGCCUAAUUAACUUAAUUGGUUGGGGUGAAGGGUCAGGGCUAAUGGACGUGGAAUAAAGAGGGUUUUCUAGGA
This is a messenger RNA of Bufo gargarizans (Asiatic toad), 994 nucleotides long. RefSeq names its product mitochondrial fission process 1 (gene MTFP1). Gene Ontology annotation, cellular component: mitochondrion. The coding region runs from base 291 to 803 and encodes 170 amino acids. Lineage: Eukaryota; Metazoa; Chordata; Amphibia; Anura; Bufonidae. The record is from RefSeq and is a predicted model, not a curated record. Gene Ontology annotation, biological process: mitochondrial fission. The transcript is spliced from 4 exons.